Molecule: messenger RNA, 900 nt
Organism: Helianthus annuus (common sunflower)
Lineage: Eukaryota; Viridiplantae; Streptophyta; Magnoliopsida; Asterales; Asteraceae
Product: LOB domain-containing protein 37
Exons: 2
Coding region: 135-722 (195 amino acids)
Biological process (GO): regulation of gene expression
Source: RefSeq, a predicted model, not a curated record
AAUCAUUCCCAAACUUCCUCGUCUAUAUAUGUCCCUUUCCUUCUCCCAACAUCUCGUACAUACUUCUUCCCCACUUUUCAUCAGUAAAUUCACCAGAACAACAAUUAUAUGAGCAGAAGAAGAGAUCCAUCACUAUGAGUUGUAACGGUUGUCGAGUUCUCCGCAAAGGCUGCAAUGAUAAUUGCAUUCUUAGACACAGUCUCCAUGGGAUCGGUACCCCUCAAGCUCAAGCCAACGCCACUGUCUUCGUCGCCAAAUUCUUCGGUCGUGCUGGCCUCAUGUCCUUCCUCUCCUCCGUCUCCGACUCCCAACGCCCCGCUUUAUUCCAAUCUCUAUUAUUCGAAGCGUGUGGUCGAACGGUGAACCCGGUUAACGGAGCAGUCGGGCUGCUCUGGACCGGGAACUGGCACGUAUGCCAGUCCGCGGUCGAGACAGUGCUUCGAGGCGGAACCAUACGGGCCAUGCCCGAGCUGUUUUCCGUCGGAUCUACCCACGUGAUGAUGGAAAACGAUGAUUCUUCAGAAGGAAUCAACUGUAACUUUGAUGUAUCCAGACUGAAGCCAGAAGAUCUAAACCUUGGGCUCACGUCAUCCGACGGUGGGAGAAAUAGUAACCGUAGGAUGACGGAGAAACGGAGAGCGGUGACGCCGUCGGAUGCGUCUGAAACGACGACGUUAGAAUCUUCUUGUAGCGAAACAAAGGUUCUGAAACUCUUUUUAUGAAAGAUCCAUGAGUUUCACCAGGCUAAUUGUUACAUUACCUAUAAAUUUUAUUUUUUUUAUUUUCUUUUUGUGUUUUUUUUUUUUCAUCGGCAAAGAUAUCAAAUUAAUAUGAGAUGUUGAAGGAAAAAAGGGUUCUAAAAUGUAUAAUCUGACCAUUAAUAUAUUGUAUGGUUACGGA